Messenger RNA from Maudiozyma saulgeensis, 1527 nucleotides. The record is from the annotation of a GenBank genome assembly. Lineage: Eukaryota; Fungi; Ascomycota; Saccharomycetes; Saccharomycetales; Saccharomycetaceae.
AUGUGUGCCGCAGAGACCAAAAUAUGUUCAGGUCUUGAUUCCAUGAAAAGAAUGAAAGGUACUACACAUGAGGAAUGUGUAGUCACGUCUGCAAAAGAUUUGCCUGUUCGCUCUAAUACGAAUAUGAUGUUUGCUAAAUUUGUUCAGGGAUUAAUUAUUGCUGUCACAUUCGGAGUAUUAUAUUAUAAGAAUAAUAAAUUUGAUAAAGACCUUAAAAUUUUAAAUUACUGUAUGUCAAUAACUUCAAUAUUUCAAGCGUUUAUACUGAUUAAUAAUAGCAAUCAUAAUCAUAGGUUUGAACUGAUUUAUUCAAUAUAUUUACCUUUUAUUUUAUCAUUUUGCUUUAACAGAUCAUUGACAAUAAUAAAUACAAUAUUAUCAUUAAACGUUAUUAAUUAUAGUUAUAAAAAUUUUAAUAAAUCGUUAAUUAUAUUGACCCAGAUUUUAUGUUGUUAUGUCUUUGAUGAUCAUAAUAUAAAUUAUUUAAUUAUUGCAAUUUUUAUGAAUUUUAGUUUAUCAGCUUUUUUACAAAUGAUCGGAGAAUUGAAAAGUUUAGAUUAUGUCGAUUGUAAUUUGUUUAGUAUCCUUCUAACAAAUAUUUUUUAUUUUAAUUAUGAUUCGAUUUCUGUACCAUUCAGAAUCUUACAUGGAACUUUAUCAGCUUUAUUCUACGUUAUUAUAUUUAAUUAUGUGAUAUUUAAUAUAGCCAAAAAUUGGUUUAAUUCACAUAGAUAUAUCCUAUCAUUGGUUCAAUCAAGUGUCAUUAUUGGUGGAUUUCCAUUGUUAACGAACUAUUUUAUUCAUAUCCCAGAACAAAAAUCUCCUUUAGAGUGGUUACUUAAUUAUAUUACAGAUUCUCCAAUAAGGCAAUAUAUAUUUAUUGGAUGGUUAACCUUAGUGGCAACUUUGGUACCAACAUUUAUGAUGUUUCAAUCAAAUGUCUCAUUAAAUACAUCAAGAAAGGUAUGGCAUUUUUUAAUCUUUCUGAUGAUAAUAAUUCCUUUCAAAUAUGAUUCUGAAUUUGUAAAAAUUGCAUUGGCUGGUAUUAUUCCAUUAUUCUUAUGUAUAGAAUACAUUAGAUAUUUAAAACUUGAACCUAUGGGUGCUUAUCUUGAUUUAAAAUUAAGAUCCUUUGCAGAUGAAAGAGAUUUGAAAGGUCCGUUAAUCAUUUCAUACAUAUAUUUAAUUUUGGGGAUAUCAUUCCCUUUAUUAAUUUACAAUUCUCCAGUAGGUUUGAUUAGUUUAGGGAUUGGUGAUUCCCUAGCAUCUAUUGUGGGUAAAAAAAUGGGCAGGUACCAUUGGCCACAAAGUGAUAAGACUAUUGAAGGUACAAUUGCAUUUGUAAGUUCAACUUUUAUCAUUUGUAAAAUUUUACAAUCUUCGCUAAAUUAUUUUCAAAAUAUUUCAACUUUAACAAUUGCUAUUAUGUGCCUCUUAUCUGGUAUACUUGAAGGUAAUAGUAUAUUAAAUGACAAUAUUUUAAUUCCUUCUUUUAUGCUAAUUUGUGAAUAUAUAUUCACUGACUAA